This is a messenger RNA of Stegodyphus dumicola, 570 nucleotides long. Its product is annotated as adipokinetic hormone/corazonin-related peptide receptor variant I-like. Gene Ontology annotation, molecular function: peptide binding; vasopressin receptor activity. Lineage: Eukaryota; Metazoa; Arthropoda; Arachnida; Araneae; Eresidae. Gene Ontology annotation, biological process: G protein-coupled receptor signaling pathway; cellular response to hormone stimulus. The record is from RefSeq and is a predicted model, not a curated record. Gene Ontology annotation, cellular component: plasma membrane.
AUGGAUAUACCAAUCAAAGCCUCAGUGAUAAGUGAACCUGAUACGGAAAUUGACACUUUUAUCUUGAAUGUUACGAACAACAGUAACUUAAAUAUUUCCAGUAUAUACCCGGACCUUCCUUAUUACUUAACAUUCAAUGAAGAAUCGAUUAGAGAAGUCGUUCUAUACAGCCUCAUGUUUGUACUGGCAGCUGCCGGUAAUCUUCCCGUUUUUGUGACUCUCAUUCGAAACAGGCAUCGGAAGUCUCGUGUAAACCUGAUGAUCAUGCAUCUGGCCAUUGCUGAUUUGAUCGUAACCUUUGUCAUGAUCCCGCUUGAAAUAGCUUGGAGGAUUACGGUGGCGUGGCUUGCUGGGAAUGUAUUCUGCAAAAUUAUGUUGUACAUGCGAGCUUUUGGACCUUACCUGUCGUCGAUGAUUCUUGUCUGCAUCAGUUUGGACAGGUACUUUGCCAUCCUUCACCCUCUAAAGGUUAAUGAUGCUCAGCGCCGAGGAAAGAUCAUGCUCAUUCUUGCCUGGUCUAUCAGCAUCCUAUGUAGCAUUCCACAGGUAAAUUUCAUUAAUAAUUUUAGU